CGGGGUUUGAGUUUGGGAAAAUUCAGUGAAUAGCGUAACAACAAGUCUUGGGGGAGAAAUCUGGUAUAUGAAAGCUGUUUUUAGACAUGGAAAUCGCAUUUUAAGUGUGAUGCUGGGAAAUCCUAUCCAUGCCUUCAUCCAGCUCUGAGGAGACUCACUCACACGUCUGACCGCCAGAGGAAAGACUGAAACUUUUGAAGACGCUGCGUCUGGUCGUGGGGAUCCAGUGUGAGUGGACGGUGGGAUGAAACUCUUCUCUUGCUUCAUUCCUCUGCUGUUACGGACAUAUUACUCUACCUUGGAAGCCAUCGGCAGCUCUUAACUAAUAAUGCGGCGUGAUUGAUCAUCGACAGGAGACAAUACCCAUCCACUGCUUUCCAUUCCCACAUAUUCGCUGGAUAUCUGUAGACGAAGUGCGGGCGAAGAGGCUUUUGUUCUGCGGUGUUUCUCGCUGUGACGGGACUUAUUGUGUUUAGAUCAAUAUGACGUCUCCUGCUAAAUUCCGAAAGGACAAGGAAAUUAUAGCCGAAUAUGAAACGCAAGUUAAAGAGAUCCGAGCUCAGUUGGUGGAGCAGCUUAAGUGUUUGGACCAGCAAUGUGAGCUCCGUGUGCAGCUCCUGCAAGACCUGCAGGACUUCUUCCGCAAGAAGGCAGAGAUUGAGAUGGACUACUCCCGCAACCUAGAGAAACUAGCUGAGAGGUUCCUGGCAAAGACACGCUACACAAAAGACCCUCAAUUCAAAAAAGAGCAGAAUAUCUUGUCUCCAGUCAACUGCUGGAACCUUCUCUUGGCUCAGGUGAAGAGAGAAAGUCGAGACCAUGCCACUCUCAGUGAUCUCUACCUCAACAACAUCAUCCCACGCUUCGCCCAGAUCAGCGAAGACUCAGGACGCCUCUUUAAAAAGAGCAAAGAGGUGGGCCUCCAGCUGCAGGAGGAUCUGAUGAAAGUCCUCAAUGAGUUGUACACGGUGAUGAAGACUUAUCACAUGUACAACAUGGACAGCAUCAACGCAGAGAGCAAGCUGAAGGAGGCAGAGAAGCAGGAGGAGAAACAGAUGAGCCGCAGUGUCCGGCAUGAGGAAAAACAGACCCCUCGCUCACCUGACUCUCUCACCAACAUCAAGAUCGAGGAUAAACACGUGCGCCGCAGCUCCGUCAAGAAGAUUGAGAAGAUGAAGGAGAAGCGGCAGGCCAAAUACACUGAGAAUAAGCUGAAAGCUAUCAAGGCCAGGAAUGAGUAUCUUCUGGCUCUGGAGGCCACAAACAGCUGCGUCUUCAAAUACUACAUCCAUGAUCUGUCUGACCUCAUCGAUUGCUGUGAUCUGGGCUACCAUGCCAGCCUGAACCGUGCACUGCGUACCUACCUCUCGGCUGAGUUUAACGUGGAGACAUCCAAACACGGGGGCCUGGAGACCAUUGAGAAUGCAGCAGAAAACCUGGAGGCCAACUCAGACAAACAGCGGCUCAUGGAGACCUACAACAACGUCUUCUGUCCUCCGAUGCGCUUCGAUUUCCAGUCUCACAUGGGUGACAUGGUUGGACAUUUGUGUGCCCAGCAGCCUGUGCAGGGAGAGCUGAUCCAGAGAUGCCAGCAGCUUCAGUCCCGUCUGUCCACACUGAAUAUAGAGAAUGAAGAGGUUAAGAAGACCAUGGAGGCCACUUUACAGACCAUCCAGGACAUGGUGACCAUAGAGGACUUCGAUGUGACCGACUGCUUCCACCACAGCAACUCAAUGGAGUCGGUCAAGUCCACAGUGUCUGAGUCUUUCAUGAGCAAACCCAGCCUGGCCAAGAGACGAGCCAACCAGCAGGAGACCGAACAGUUCUACUUCACGAAACUGAAGGAGUUUCUGGAGGGCAGGAACCUCAUCACCAAACUGCAGGCUAAACACGAUCUGAUCCAAAAGACUCUGGGAGAAAGUCAGAAGACGGACUACUGCCUUGCCAGCGGACGGAGGGACUCCACUGUGCGGAAACAGGAGGCCAUCCAAAUCAUUCCCCUGAUGGUGGAGAGUUGUAUUCGCUUCAUCAGUCGACACGGUCUCCAUCAUGAGGGGAUUUUCAGGGUGUCUGGCUCCCAGGUGGAGGUCAAUGACAUUAAAAACGCCUUUGAAAGAGGUGAGGAUCCGCUGGCUGGAGAUCAGAAUGAUCACGAUAUGGACUCCAUCGCUGGAGUGCUGAAGCUCUACUUCAGAGGCCUGGAAAACGCCCUGUUUCCUAAGGAAGUCUUCCAUGACCUCAUGUCCUGUGUCUCCAUUGAGAGCCUCCAGGAAAGAGCUGUGCACAUCCGAAAAGUCCUGCUGUCGCUGCCCAGCAACAUCCUGGUUAUCAUGAGAUACCUGUUUGCUUUUCUCAAUCAUCUGUCUCAGUACAGUGACGACAACAUGAUGGACCCCUACAACCUGGCUAUCUGCUUCGGCCCCACACUCAUGUCUGUUCCUGAGGGCCACGAUCAAGUCUCCUGCCAGGCACAUGUGAACGAGCUCAUCAAAACCAUUAUUAUCCACCACGAGAGCAUCUUUCCAGGGCCCCGUGAGCUGGAGGGCCCCGUCUACGACCGUGGAGGAGCCCCUGAGGAAUACUGUGAUAGUCCACACAUUGAGCCCCCUCUAGUGGACGAACCUGCUCCUGACACGGUCUCUGUAAUCCACAACAGUGAUGACGAGUCGGACCCCAUCGAGGCCAUCGCUCGCUUCGAUUACUCUGGACGCACCAACCGCGAGCUGAGCUUCAAAAAGGGGGCGUCUCUGCUGCUGUACAGCCGCGCAUCUGAUGACUGGUGGGAGGGACGACACAACGGCACUGAGGGUCUCGUGCCGCACCAGUACAUAGUAGUGCAGGACAUGCCGGAUGGAUAUGCAGGCAGAGGAAGUCCUAAAGCUGACCUCGAAGGAUCCCAUGAUUCAGUGGAAGAGAAGGUUUCCACGAGAGCCAGUGCCAGCUCACCCACUGGAGGUCAUGUGGCUGAUAUCUAUCUAGCCAACCUCAACAAGUUGAGGAAGCGUCCAGAAGCGACGAGCAUCCGGAGAACCAUCCGGCCUGUGGAGGAGGGCUCAUCAGGAGCAGCAGGGGGCUUAAAGACCUCCUCUAUGCCUGCUGGAGGACUGGCCAAGGACAGCUCAGACAAGCGUCCUGUCAGCGCUCACAGCGUCCUGAACUCCAUCACCAGACACUCGUCUCUCAAGACUAAAGUAGAGGGUCCUCAAGUUCGCAAAUCCACACCUACUGGACGAUCCAAGAGCUUCAGCAACCACAGACCCCUCGACCCAGAGGUGAUCGCGCAGGUGGAGCACAGCUCACAGGACAUCGAGGCCACUAUGAACACGGCUCUGAGUGAGCUGCGAGAGCUUGAGAGGCAGAGCAACGUCAAACAUGCUCCAGACGUGGUUCUCGACACACUGGAGCAGCUCAAAAGUGGCGGGACAUCUGAACCAUCCAGCCCUCUCCAUUCCCGCCUGCUCCGCGAAGCUGAAUCCUCUCAGCAUCCUCUGCAGCGCAGCGCCAGUUCAGCCAGCGACAUGCCCUCCACUUUCCGACCCAGCAAAACCACAGGCCCCAAGAGCCCUCUGUCCUCCAUGACCACCGCUUCUGGCUCCACAUUCAGAGAUAACAAACCUCCAGCCACCAGACCCAAGCCUGUGGUGUUCCCCAAAAGCAGUUCAGCCGGAGGAAGUCCGGCUAUGGGAUCUCCAACCACCACCAUCCCACCAACACCACCACCUCCACCACCACCCACCGACAAAUCCUGCCCCGUCUGAGGGUUUCCCAGCAAAAAAACAACAGGAUAGUUUAGAUUUGAGUGAGCGAGUAAGUGUUUAAUACACACAGGAUGAUUUUUCAGCAGUUGUUAGUUUGGACUGAGACUCGGACAUCAGCCGGAUCUUCUUUUCUAAUCCCAGUUUAGAGCUUUGGAGUUCUUUUCUGUCUGUACAGACUCGUUUUAAUGGGAAAAGACUUUUUUUGAGGUCAAAGAACUAUUCGAGGAGACAUUUUCACCUCAGACUUUAGUGCAAAUUGAAGCAGGUUGAAUGGAAACACAUUUUUUUUUCCUCCUGAUAUAAAUCCGCCACUCAAAUGCAAUGACAUUUCUGAGUCGAUCCAAUCCGUCAGAUUCUACAAAUCCAAUAAUCACUAGUUAUACUUCAUAAUUCACCUUAUAACCUACACUGGCACUCUUUUUAGCCAACCAAACCAUAAACGUGACAAAUAAACACGUUUGCAUGAAGAUCCACAAGAUUUUUUGCAUGAUGAACGCGACUUCCCAAACCAUUGGAUUUAUCAUCGAUAUUCCGUAAUUGCUCCAAAGCACUUCUGAAUUCAUUAACAGUCUGAGAUGUCAUUUUAUUCUACUAUUAUAAUAUCAUCGGGCACAUAAAAAAAGGGUGUUGUUUUGUAUAAGUCUAAUAAUCGUGAUUAUAACUGGAAACAAGUAUCUAAAAAUGAGGAAUGUCAAGAAAGCACAUUAUUUCUUCAUGGCCCGUGUGUAAAAAAAAAAGAAAAAAUAACAAGAAAAAUAAUUCUCCCUAGGUCAUUACUCGCCUCUGGGUCUAUUUCAUGGUAUCUAUGUAUUAGUAUGUGUGUUUACGUACAGUAUGUAUAUAAUGACUCUUCGUAGCAGCCUGACAGCAGUUUCUUUAUUUUAUUUGAUCAGAUUUACAAUGCAAAAAAAAGGGAAAAACUAAAAGGGGACACAUGCAAAAAUGAAGCUCGCUUUCUUCUGUUUGUUUUUCUGAAAGAAUAAGUGUGCAAAAAGCCUCCUUAAAGAGAUAGUGCGCCCAAAAAGGAAGAUUUGUGGUUAGUUGACUCAUCCUAAAAAGAUAUUUGACUGUGUGAUGUAGAUGUAGGUCACUUUAUUUCUUUAGUGAACAUUAGAAACGAUAUUUAGCUCAAAUUGUGGUCUUUAAUUAUACUUUGAGUGUCUAAAAAACAUCAUAAAGGCAACACAAACUUACUCCACAUGACAAACGCUGUGAUUUAAAGAAGCAAAACAAUCAAUCUGUGUAUGAAUUAGAAUAUUAAGUACAUUAUUAUCAUUAAUCCCCACAGGCUGAUUGUUUUGGAUUAUAAAAUAUCAGUCUAUCAUCAUGUAUUGAGUUGUGUUGCCUCCAUUUGUUUUUAUUUUUUACUUUUAUUUUGGAAGCCAAAAACAUAAAGGCAACACAAAAUUACUCCACAUGACAUACGCUGUGAUUUAAUGAAGCAAAACAAUCGACCUGUGUAUGAAUCUGAAUAUUAUUUACAUUACUGAUACCAAUGAUCCUCACAGACUGAUUGUUUUGGAAUUUAAAACAUCAGUGUAUCGUCAUGUAUUAAGUUUGUGUUGCCUCCAUUUGUUUUAUUUUAUUUAUUAUUAUUAUUAUUUUUAAAAGUAAAAAAUAACAUAGAGGCAACACAAACUUACUCCACAUGAUGUACAUUGUGAUUUUCUGAAGCAAAACAAUUGAUCUGUGUAUGAAUCUGAAUAUUAAGUAUAUUGUUGAUACCAAUGAUCCUCACAGACUGAUUGUUUUGGAUUUUAAAAUAUCAGUGUAUCGUCAUGUAUUAGGUUUGUGUUGCCUCCAUUUGUUUUUAUGUAUUUUUUAAUAUUAUUUUGAACGUCAAAAUUCUCUGAUCUACCUUCCUGCAGAUUUCAGUUGCAACCCUUAUCAAACACACCUGUCUUUAAUUAUCUAGUGCAGUUCAGGUCCUAAUUAAUUGGUUCAGGUGUGUUUGAUCAGGGUUGGAGCUGAACUCUGUAGGAAGCUAGAUCUCCAGGAACAGGGCUAAGCAUCCCUGAUAUACAUUAUUAUCACUGAUCCUCACAGACUGAUUGUUUUGGAUUAUAAAACAUCAGUGUGUCUUUAUGUAUUAAGUUUGAAAGUCACAAAAUAAAAAAUAAAUAAACAUACAGGAAACACAAAUUUUUUAGCAUGACUCCUGACAGUACGUUGAGAUUCCAUCGCAAAACAAUUGAUCUGAAUAUGAAGACUAGAUAUAUUCUUAGUUUUGAUCCACAGACUGAUCGUUCCAGUUUAUAAAACAUCAGCGUAUCAUACUUACGUUUUAAUUUUGUGUUGCCUGUAUGUAUGUUUGUUUUGUUUUUGACUCUCAAAGUACUAUUAGCUUUUUAAUAUGUACGACCAAGGCCACAUACACAACUGAAAGUCUGGUUAGUGUACAGUCUGAGGGUGAGUAAAUUAAACAUCAUUUCCUUUCAUUUUUGGUGGAACUCUUCCUUUAACGUCUGACAAUCUUUAUAAGAUGCCUGUCCAAAGAGCUAAAUGCCCCUCACAGGGUCUGCGUGAUUUUAUUGCCUUCGACAGAACGGAUCAGACAAGUGUGUAUUUUCCCAAAGCGAGGCCUUAUUAUGCAUGAAAACAAGUUUGUGAACGUAGACAACAGCUAACUGCGACUUAUGGAAAAUAUCUGUAGAUAGACUAAGAUCUUUAUGACUGAGGCAUUGUUUUGUUUUUCUCCAAGUAACGUUCCUUGUUUUCCUAUUGUGUUCUUUUCUGAAUGUGUCGUCGUGUCACAGGUGGUUACAUUUGUUCACAUGUAAAUGAUCGGAAGUAUUGUGUGCGUGUGUGUGUGUGUGUUGUUCCUGAUACCUCAUAAAGGCAACUGGAAGCUGUCUUAUUGGAGUUUUCGUGAGCAGGACUUUUACAUGCAAAUGACAGCAGGUCGUGUUUAAUGUGUAAAUGUUAAUAGUAUGCUGUCGGCCGAGGCCUACGUUUACACACAUGAUGUUUCCUUGAGUAAACUGAAAUCAAUCAUUAUACACUUGAAUCUGCAUUGUAUGUUUGUGAACACAUUGAGUGAGGGUGAUUUUCUUUCUUUCUUUCUAUUUUCUUUGUAAUCAUAACUGUAUUAAAAUGUAAUUCCUGUCCAGUUGAAGCAAGACUGUAAAAUGAAUCGUCUUGUCAGAACUAUUUAUAGUUGUCCAUUCUGAUAUCUGUUCCCACAGAAGCGUGUGUUCAGAUGUUGUUUUGUAUAUACAAUAGUGUACAUUGCAGAGGUACAUUGUUUUUUUCUUCUUCUUCUUUUUCAUAUUUUGUUUGUGGGGGUUCUUAUUUCUUCUUUUUUUGGUACAAUAUUGUACAGUUACAGCAAUAGUAGUUCCACUCAAAUAUACAUUCUAUAAUUCCAUGUGUAGUUCUUGUAGUAAACAUUUUUAAAUAAAAAAUUGCUUGCUAAACGUGUAUUUGAUUGUUUCAAUUAAACAAAAGCUGCGAAAUGUGAAAAUUAUCUCUUUUUUUCAAUAUUGCCAGCCUUUUUUCAUUCUAAAUAAAACAUAACUGACUAAA
Molecule: messenger RNA, 7283 nt
Organism: Danio rerio (zebrafish)
Lineage: Eukaryota; Metazoa; Chordata; Actinopteri; Cypriniformes; Danionidae
Source: RefSeq, a predicted model, not a curated record